This is a messenger RNA of Ilyonectria robusta, 1747 nucleotides long. RefSeq lists its product as uncharacterized. Lineage: Eukaryota; Fungi; Ascomycota; Sordariomycetes; Hypocreales; Nectriaceae. Gene Ontology annotation, molecular function: FAD binding. The record is from RefSeq and is a predicted model, not a curated record. The transcript is spliced from 4 exons. The coding region runs from base 1 to 1644 and encodes 547 amino acids.
AUGGUUAUCGGAGCCGAUGGAAUACACAGCGUUGUGAGAAGCGAGAUGUUGCGCAUCGCAGGAGAGACUCAGCCAGGAUACUUCCCCGCUGGAGAAGAGGAUCGCGUCCCUUGUUACUACCAGUGCAGUUUCGGCAUUGCGCAGACGGUCACCGGCUGGCCGCAAAACGAACAGUGUUUCACCACCGAACACCAUAAGGCAUUUCUCGUCUGUUCUGGCCCAGACGACCGAGUUUACUGGUUCCUAUUUGUCAAACUGCCGGAGGAACACCAGUCCUUGUUAAUCACGGAAACCCUCACUUUUGGCCAGGUCUUUGCCAAACGCAUAACGUCAACUCUGACGCCACUUCAUCAAGUGGUUUUUGAGAAGUGGUUCUUCAAUCGCCUGUUGCUCAUUGGAGAUUCAGCGCACAAGCCAAAUCCAAUCAGUGGAAUGGGAGCCAACGGCGCAAUGGAAUCAGUUGCCGAGUUCGUCAAUGCUUUGCUCGAGAAGAGAGACGAACGAGCAGAGGGCCUCAGCGGCCUCAGCACGGAAGAAAUCAAUGCCAUCUGCCAUAAGAUGCAAAGCACCCGCCAUGAUCGAGCCAGACGCACCGUCUCCGCAUCGAAAAACAUGCAAGCUCUUCUGGCAUUUGAGAAGCCCGUCAUCUCUACGCUCGUAUGGCGUGUUUUUGGACCACUCACUGGCGACGAUAGCCCUUUGCGAAUACUGGGCGGGAGAACUCUUGCAGGCUCGCGUAUUAACAAGCUCCCUAUUCCGUCUCGGCUGCGUGCGGUGCCAUACCAUCAUGAACUUCCCGCAAAGCCUCUCACAAGUGGGCGAGCGGCCCUUGUUCGACUGCUGUACACCGUGGUUAUGGGUCUUCUGUUUUGGAUGUCAUUUCAUACAGUACCAUUCUGUGAGGGAACAGGCUGUGAAGACAUCGAAUCUGUCAAGACUGCCGUGCUUGGAAUUGGCGGGACCGUCGACACACUUGCGUCUUUCAUGCGUCAUCCACUGCUCAAGUCUGACGCGGUUUCCGUGCUGCCAUUUGUCUACCUUCUAUCCCAGUCAAUCUCGCCCCUAUUGAUAUACACAAUCGAGGGAUAUAGAGCUGGCAACGAGGGCACGCCAUCCGCUUUCUCGUUUCCAUACACGGUUGGCCUGCAAGUCUUCGGCAUAUGUCGAGCACUUCCGCUGCUUGCCAUUUUAACAGUCUCUCUGCCGUUUGAUGCGACCGCGGGCCGCUUUGUCGAACACAACGUGGGAAAAUCCCUGGUGCCAGCAUUGGCUUUCGGUUAUGUUUUUCCAACGCUCAUGAUGCUGGCGCCACUAGUCAAUCUCGAGAACCUCAACACGUGGAUGUGGGCGGGUUUGUCACCUCUACUGCUUCCGAAUCGCAAAAAGUCUUACCUCGACCGUUAUACAAUCCCGGAUGUCCCGAUUUUACAGUUCGCAUAUGGUUUUGCCUUUGCCAUCCAAGCCACUGCGCAUUCGGCAGCACUAUUAUAUGGUUACUUCCACCUGAAGAUGUUUACUGCAGGUGUUUCUAGUGCGGAGAGCGACGGAACUCUGGGGGUGUUGAAAUCCUUCUUGAGAAGCGACGCCGUGUUAGCUGCAGCUACUAUUUCGAUUCACAACUUGUAUGCCGUUUGGGACCUGUGACGUUCGGGAUACACGACAACCCGCGACGCAUUUACGACCUGUUCCAACAUACUGCUUGGCCAAGUCAAUGCUGGCCCAGGAGCGACUUGGGCUGGACUUUGGA